Molecule: messenger RNA, 510 nt
Organism: Medioppia subpectinata
Lineage: Eukaryota; Metazoa; Arthropoda; Arachnida; Sarcoptiformes; Oppiidae
Source: the annotation of a GenBank genome assembly
AUAUUUGCACAGAAUUCUAAUCACUCGACUUAUCAGCGAAUGUUUAAUACAAUGGAAAGCAAUCCCGACGUCUAUAUACGAAAUGUGGAUCAGGCGAAGGACAGAGUCAGGAAAGGAGGUUACGCUUACUUAAUGGAGUCGUCGACACUGGAGUACGAGAUCGAAAGGGAUUGCGAUCUAAUACAGAUCGGCUCGUGGCUCGACAACAAGGGCUACGGCAUCGCCACACCGCCCGACUCUCCCUACAGAACUCCGCUCUCCAACGCCAUUGUCGUACUGCAAGACAGGGGUAUUCUAUACAACAUUAGGCAGAAAUGGUGGGUCAAAAUGGGUGGCGGAUUGUGCGGUGUUGAUAGGCCACAGGUCUCCAGUGCCAGCGAACUCAACAUCGAGAAUGUCGGCGGCGUUUUUGUAGUUUUGGUCGCCGGCGUUGGUCUCGGCUGUGUGUUUGCGGCCCUCGAGUUCAUAUGGAAAAGCAUGAAACUGGCCCGACAUGAGAGGUUUUUAUAA